AUGCCCAUCAAUGACUCCCGCCACCUCCUCCCCAUGAACAGCAUGGUCUUCAAAUCCUCGCCCAACCUGCGCAACGAACUUCCGUCAAACCCCACUCUCGUUAAUAUACGCGACGCGGCGGAUACCAGCGUAACUGCGCUGCCAAUGCCGGCUACCGCGCUAGAGGAUCAAGUGGUUGAGCGCAAGAUGGGCUGGUGGUCGCGAAUGGUGGCGAGAAUCAAGGGUUGCUUUAAGAAGAAGGAGGAAGGCGGCGAGGAAAGAACGGAAUUGAAUAUUGGUGGACCGACGGACUUUCAACAUACUUGGACGGCGGGAAUUGGGCCGUUGAGGACGACGGGGGUGGGUGAGGAGGGGGAGUGGGAGGAUGUGGAUGAGGGGAAGGGGUUAUCAGGUCCUUCUCGAUGGGGCGAUGCCGCAACUUACUUCCUCUUCUCCGUUAGUGGUCUCUUCUUGGGUGGAACUGCAUCUGCAUCGCGGACUAUCACGAAGGAUCCUGAAGCAAAGGCCAGAAUCGAAAAGGCUUUUAAGAACUACAGGAUAGACGUGUUGAAGCGCGAGAUUGACCAGCUUCAAGGAAAGAGCAAGUUUGAGGAGUUCUUCAGCGGCUAA
Parastagonospora nodorum SN15 is the source of this 609-nucleotide messenger RNA. RefSeq lists its product as hypothetical. The transcript has 3 exons. The record is from RefSeq and is a predicted model, not a curated record. Bases 1 to 609 code for a protein of 202 amino acids. Lineage: Eukaryota; Fungi; Ascomycota; Dothideomycetes; Pleosporales; Phaeosphaeriaceae.